CCUCCUCCUCCUCCUCCGGCACUGGCGGCGGCGCAGCACACGCGGCAGCUGCAAUGACAGCCGCUGCAGCAGCCGGGCAGCGACCGGCGGAGGAGUGAAGGGGCCGUAGCCGCCCGCCGCCGCAAGAUGAACGCCUCCCUGGACGGCGGCAACCACAGCGGUGGCGGCGGCGGCGGUGGCGGCAGGCCCUUCUGCCUUCUGGUGGCCGGCUACCCAGAGGCCCUGGACAUCUGCCUGCUGGAGGUGAUCAUCAUCGUCUUCCUCACCGUCCUCAUCAUCUCGGGCAACAUCGUGGUCAUCUUCGUCUUCCACUGCGCGCCGCUGCUCAACCACCACACCACCAGCUACUUCAUCCAGACCAUGGCCUACGCGGACCUGCUGGUGGGCGUGAGCUGCCUGGUGCCCUCGCUCUCGCUGCUGCGCUACCGCGUCGCCUUCCUGCCCGAGUCCCUGGUCUGCAAGGCCUUCGGCUACGUGGUCUCGGUGCUCAAGAGCGUCUCCAUGACCUCCCUGGCCUGCAUCAGCGUGGACCGCUACAUCGCCAUCACCAAGCCGCUGAGCUACAACACGCUGGUCACCCCCUGCCGGCUGCGCCUCUGCAUCCUGCUGCUCUGGCUCUACUCGGGCGCCGUCUUCCUGCCCGCCUUCUUCGGCUGGGGCAAGCCCGGCUACCACGGGGACAUCUUCCGCUGGUGCGCCGACUCCUGGGACACGCGCGCCGCCUUCACCCUCUUCAUCGUGGUGGUGCUGUAUGCGCCGGCCGCCUUCGUGGUGUGCUUCACCUACUUCAGCAUCUUCCGCAUCUGCCAGCAGCAUACCCGCGAGAUCAACGAGCGGCGGGUGCGCUUCAGCGCGCAGGAAGGGGAGGCGGCCGAGGCCCAGCCCUGCCCGGACAAGCGCUACGCCAUGGUCCUGCUGCGCAUCACCAGCGUCUUCUACAUCCUCUGGCUGCCCUACAUCAUCUACUUCCUCCUGGAGAGCUCCUCCGUCUACCGCAGCCGAGUGGCCUCCUUCCUGACCACCUGGCUGGCCAUCAGCAACAGCUUUUGCAACUGUGUCAUCUACAGCCUGUCCAACAGUGUCUUUCAGAAAGGCCUGAAGCGCCUCUCGGGCGCCCUGUGUGCCUCCUGCGCCCAGCACCGGGCGGCGAAGGACUCCUCGGCCUCCAGGAGCAAGCGGCCCUCGAACGGCUGCCAUGCCUGACGGGCGCAAGGGCUUGCUCUGACUGCGAGAUAAAGAGGCCCAGAUUGCAAAAAAAGCGUCCAGUCCAGGAGGGAAGGCACGCGGCCUUCCCAGGAAAGCCUGCGGAGAUCUGGAGGAGCCCGGGAUUUCUCGGGGCAC
This is a messenger RNA of Varanus komodoensis (Komodo dragon), 1341 nucleotides long. RefSeq names its product G protein-coupled receptor 21 (gene GPR21). The transcript has a single exon. Gene Ontology annotation, biological process: G protein-coupled receptor signaling pathway. The record is from RefSeq and is a predicted model, not a curated record. Bases 127 to 1203 code for a protein of 358 amino acids. Gene Ontology annotation, molecular function: G protein-coupled receptor activity. Gene Ontology annotation, cellular component: membrane. Lineage: Eukaryota; Metazoa; Chordata; Lepidosauria; Squamata; Varanidae.